AUGAUCAAAAAACUAAAGGUUGUUGACGAUGCCAUCACUACCCAUGAAGCUGAAGCUGAAGCUGAAGCUGAGGUUGUUGAUGACAUCGUCAGAGCUGAUGCUGAAGCUCAUGAUGAGGACCUUCCUAUCACCCCUGCAGCUGAUGAUGGUGAUGAGAAAGGUGAAGGUAAAUAUGAUGAAGACAAAGAUGACGAUGAUUCUCCAUCACUUCCCAACGCUGGAAAGGAUCUCGGUGGUGGUGAUGAUGAUGACGACGAUGAUGACGACUUCACGAUUCAAUACCACAAACCUGCCAGCACUCUGAAAAUAAUUGUUUCAUUCCUUGAGAAUGUUGAUACCCUUAGAGAAUCUGAAGGUUUUGAGCCAGAUAAAGCAUCUUUUCUUGCUGCAACUAGGCUUUCAACUUCAUCUGCAACAUAG
Messenger RNA from Cynara cardunculus var. scolymus (artichoke), 420 nucleotides. RefSeq names its product phosphopantothenoylcysteine decarboxylase subunit VHS3-like. The transcript is spliced from 2 exons. The record is from RefSeq and is a predicted model, not a curated record. Bases 1 to 420 code for a protein of 139 amino acids. Lineage: Eukaryota; Viridiplantae; Streptophyta; Magnoliopsida; Asterales; Asteraceae.